CCAAAGGACCGCAUUUAAAUGGAAAUUUAUUUUGUUUGAUUCACUUGGAGAUACUAGCGAACCUCCAAAUGCAUCCUCCUUUUGUCUCAUGCCCACUUGGCCCUCCUUCACAUUUGAUUCCUCUAUAAGUUUUCAAAGAUCCUUAGCACCAUCUUAAGUUCCUUCUACGAGCUGUACAUUGGCAUCUAGACCUAGCUACUUCACAUACAAUGCUUAGCCAGAUGAGUUCUUCUUCAUCCUCAGCGAAGCCUGAUGUGACCUUGAGCCUCACCUUGCCAUCCCCAACCCACGAGACCUUCAAGCCCGAAGAGAGAGGCUUGCAUCUCAUCCGGCUCCUCCUAUCGUGCGCCAAGAACGCGUCGUCGAGCAACCUCCACCGGGCCGACGCCCACCUCCGGCAGAUAUCGGACCUCUCCUCAGUGACUGGCGACUCCAUGCAGCGCCUCGCCGCCCGGUUCGCCUAUGCCCUCGCGGUCCGCGUCGUCAAGCGCUGGCCGGGCCUCUACAGAGCGUUGAACCACACCAAACCGGAUAGGCUCAUAGCCCCUCGGGCCCAACCCAUCCUCAUGCCGGCCUUCCCAUGCCUCGCUUUCGCCCACGUCAUCAUAGCCCGAGCCUUGCUCCGAGUCCUGGCCGGGGAACGAGUGGUUCACGUCAUGGAUCUGGGCUCCGGCGACCCUAAAUUGUGGGUUCCUUUCCUCAGGAGCCUAAACCAAGGGCCAGAUGGGCCUGCUCAAUUGAGGUUGACUUGUGUGUCCGCUAAAAGAGAUGUUUUGGACAUUUUGGGUCAUGCCCUUGUCAAAGAGGCUGAGACCAUGCGCAUGCCCUUUCAAUUCAACCCUGUGAACGUGUCUUUAAGAGAGCUGACCGAAGAAAUGCUCCAACUGAGAUCAGGAGAGGCAUUGGCAAUGGUGUCAAUGUUGGGCCUCCAUGCUCUAUUAGCCGAAGAUGAUAGAGUAGAUGCACACUUUGGCAUGAUCAAGAGUGAUUCCGUCAAGGAUUGCAAGCGACUCGGCGAGUUCCUAAGCAUGGUCCGGUCGGUGUCGCCGAGAGUCUUCUUCCUGGUCGAGCAAGAAGCCAACCACAACACAACCCGCUUGGUCGACCGGUUCGUCGAGGGCCUACACUAUUACAGCGCAGUGUUCGAUUCGAUAGAUGCCGCCUUCGGAGGCAGCUGCUCAGAGGAGCGGCUCGCCCUGGAGGAGAUGUUCGGGAGGGAGAUCGGGAACAUCAUCUCGUGCGAGGGCUUGGAGAGGGAGGAGAGGCACGAGAGGCACGAGAGGUGGAAGGUGAGGCUCACCCGAGCCGGGUUCAGGCCGGUCCGGCUGUGGCUGAACGCCAUGGAGGAUGCCAACGGCAUGGUCGAGCCCCAUCUUCGAGAUGGCUACAAAGCCGUGACCGAGAGGGCUUGUACCAUGAUCUGUUGGCAUGAACGACCGCUUCUGGCGGUGUCUGCAUGGAGUUGUUAGCCCCUAACGCAUUCCGUUUGCGAUGGAGCUCAAUCACAUGAAGCCAAGCUAAUACUAAAGUCGAGGAAUAGGACAACCAAAGUAGGCCAAAGUAGGCCAAAGCAGGCAAGUCUAGAAGCAAACGCCAAUUUUAUUUUAUGCCUCAGAAUUUCGAAAAGAUAAGCACAAAAGUCAAUUCAAGAUCCAAUUGUUCUUUACUUUU
This is a messenger RNA of Syzygium oleosum, 1671 nucleotides long. Its product is annotated as scarecrow-like protein 3. The record is from RefSeq and is a predicted model, not a curated record. Gene Ontology annotation, molecular function: sequence-specific DNA binding; DNA-binding transcription factor activity. Gene Ontology annotation, biological process: regulation of DNA-templated transcription. Bases 210 to 1469 code for a protein of 419 amino acids. Gene Ontology annotation, cellular component: nucleus. The transcript is spliced from 2 exons. Lineage: Eukaryota; Viridiplantae; Streptophyta; Magnoliopsida; Myrtales; Myrtaceae.